ACAAAACACAGCACGGGACGUGACGACUUCAAUUGUUAAACCCGUUAGAACUUCCAAGAAUUUCUGUUUUCCCGCAGCCACGCGGCGGAGGAUAGGACGUGCGAUCGAAUCAGUCAGCCAUUUCUUACUCGCAAAUUGUUUAUCUCGCUCCCUCUACAUUCCGCCCUACCUACUUUAAGAGUGGAUUAAUCCGACAGUACUCGCAAGUUGCCCGCGAAACGGACACCUGUGAGUUGUGUACUGUACGGUACAUGACGUAGGAAUGGGACUAGAAGCUUUCUUUAUAUUCAGAUGGGUGCAUUUCCGGUACCACGCUAGCUAAAAAGUUACAGACAAGAAACCCUACAGAACAAGUACAGCUAAGGCUUCGUACGUUUAAUAUUUUUCUCUAACACACAUUCUUGGUUUAGGAGUGGGUCGUCAUCGGACGAGUAUCCAAUAAGAGUUUUCGCAAGUUGAAAGACCCGGUUUGAUUCGCCGAUCGGUCGGCUAAAGACAGAAAAACGGCCGACGGGCAUAGAAACGGUGACGUCAACGGCAGGGGAACUUUUCCGUGAGAAGCUGGAGAACAGCUCCCAACAUCCCUGGGCCGCGUCACGUGGUACGAGCCCAUACACGCGCAUGCGCGGUGUCAUUGUGAGAGUAAUACUUCUCGACAGUUUUCUAAAGUCUCAGAUCAGUUUCAAUCUUGCGAGAGUGUGCACGUGCCAAGGCUCUGUCCCCCCGUCGUACCCGCUUCUUCGGGUCAUCCACGCUGCCCUUCGCUCUUCUUAUCGUCGAUGAGGAAGUCAACACCGAAAAAAAUAAGAAAAUGAUGCGAGUGGCAAGUUUUUUCACGUGAAUACUCAACGGAACAAUGCUUCAUCCCAGUUAUCCUGUCUGACGAUGUCACCCGGUAUCAGCAAUCUUAGACAAGGAAAAAUCGUGUUCGUCCCACCAUUAGGAUUUAAGGAUUAUGGAAAGGACGAGGAAUAUAAAAUAACUUCUGUGAUAACUGAUGGACCAAAAAUAGAAAAGGGACCAAAUAAAAAGAAAUAUACCGAUAAUAGUGAAGCCAAUUCCAGUGACAGAAAGAGAAUUUGUGUGGAUAAGGAUACCGCUGAUCCAAAAGAAGUGUUGUGUUGUCCCGUUUGUGACGAAAGAGAUUUUCCUACUCCACAUUCCUUUACAGUACAUAUUAGGAAACACAACAUCGUUAAUCAGUCUAACACGUGCAUUGUGUGCAAAAAGAAAUUAAGUUCGGCAAGUUCUCUAGAUCGUCACAUGCUCACUCAUUCGGGUGAGCGCCCUUUUCCAUGCAAAUUCUGCGAUACUGCAUUCACUACUAACGGUAAUAUGCAUCGUCACAUGCGUACCCACGCUGACAAAGUAGACGUUUCAAAAUUUAAGGUUCCGACCAAGCGUAAAGCCAUCUCCGAUGCAGAAUCCGUGCCUGUAGUAAAGAAAGCGAAUAUAGAAGAAGAUAAAGAGUGUAAGGAGCAAAUUAUGUGUCCUGUUUGUUGUCAGACGUUCCUUAGUGAAUGCGACCUUCAAAGUCACAUGGUAACUCAUCCUAACAGUCCGAUUAGAUGUCCAGAAUGUAGUGUAAUUUUGGACGAUUAUAAUUCAUAUACCAAACAUCAGUGCCUUGUAAACGAUUCGAAUAAUGGAAACGGAAACGAACUUCCCACUUCGGAAUCUUUUGUUGGUUUCCACGAUGUGGUGGAUGGGGUAAUUGCUCUUUCCUUGAAGAAAUUUCCGCUUAUAGCAGAAGCUCAAUGUGAAGAGAAAAGUAGAAAACCCAGCAGUGCCUUUCAUAAGUACGAGUGUAAAAUAUGCAAUAAAGCAUUUCCCUGCCCGAGAACACUAAAUCAACACAAAAUAGGGCAUUUAAAUAAGAGUGGUACUUAUUGUCCCACUUGCAAAUGUCAUUUCCAAACUCCCGAAUACCUUUACGAGCACCUGUUUAAGCAUAGAUCGACGGAACACUUCUUUCCAGACAAUUACGCGCAGCAAUUUGAGACAACAAAAAGUGAUUUUUUGGUACUUUUUGGUUUGAAGACGACAAAUUUUCAAAAUCGUUUUAAAACCGAUCUGAGUUCCAUCAAAGAAGAAAAACACUUUGAAAGUUUGUCGUAUUUCCUAUAUGGAAAACAGGAAGAACCGUCGGCUUUGAAAGAAAAAAAUGAAUCCGAACCUAACAAAGCAAAUCCCAAUAGCAGUGAUUUCGCCGAUAUUCAGUCAAUCAUAUCUUUAACUUCUAAAGCUCCAUUGAUGCCUUCUAUAAGAUCUUCACCCGUCACUGCCACUCCAGCCUCUCCUCCUCAGCCUCAAAUUGUCUCUUGUCAACAUCCGGAAUCACCGCUUCUUGCCGUAUCUGCACAAGCAAGUCCAGAGACGCCUCAAAAAGAGGAAUCCGACUUAAAUGCCGAUAAACAAUUUGCCAUUAAUGAUAAUAACGAAGAGAAGAAAAGUGACGAAUCUAACAAUGUUCAGAAAGAUUCGGGAAAUUAUAAAAACAAUGCUCAAAACAAACCCUUUCCGUGCAACAAAUGUAACUAUUCCAGUUUGGAUAAAGGUACAUUAAAACGUCAUUUAAGAACACAUAAUAACGAACGCCCUUUCCAAUGUAUCAAAUGUCGUUAUGCCUUCACGACAAAAGCCAACUGCGAAAGGCACAUAAAACACAGGCAUAAAAUUUUCAGGAAGGAGGACAUUGCACGUACUGUCAGAUAUAACCCGAAUAUGGUAGAAAAUAAAGACUGCGAUGGGCCUUCUGCUGAGAACAACAACCCGGAAACCAUAUGCAAAUAUUGUUAUACUGAUUUUAAGAAUCAGAGAGUUUUAAGACAUCACAUUCGCUCAGUAAAUAAUAGUUGUAAACAUAAGCCUUAUCUUUGCAUUCUGUGUAAUAAUGGAUUUUCUACCAAAAAUAAUUGCAUUAGGCAUAUAAACAAACAGCAUCCCUAUAUGAAAAAUAAAGCCAAUCAAGCUGUUAGGCUGACACCCAAAAGUGAUACCUCCGAUCACGAAUCUACGUAUUCUGAUGCCAACAAAGAAAGUAGCGAACAACCUUUGAAUCUUUCGCUCAGGCAGUGUUUGAUGCCCAGUGUUGAUUGCGGAUACAUCGAGCAGCAGAGAUACGAGGAUAUAGUAACCGCAGUCACGGGACUGGUUUCCUUAUCAGGAGUGUGUCCUCCCGAACAGAUAGAACCACUUGAUCUAAGUGUUCGUGCAAUAGAUUUAACUGCAAAGCCGAGUGUUAGCUACACGUAUAAUAAUACGACAACAAUGAUAAACGACAACUACUCUUUGAGUUUUAGCACCGAAACUCAAAUUUCGUCAGUUUUAUCUGAACAUAUAAUGGAAAAGUCGUCUCCAGAAGUUAAAUCGAUUGACAAACUCGACCGACCUUACAUUUGUAACUAUUGCCCGUCUGGAUUUACUAUAAAGUCAAACAAGGAUAGACAUAUUAAGAACAAGCACCCAGAAUUUGCUAGACCCACUAGAAGUAGGAAUUAUAUCCCAACUGUUACAAAUAUUGAGAAACAAAAUCCCUCGGUAAAACAGGAAACUAAAAAUGCUUUGAGACACGUUAUAAAUAAUAAAUUAACUAGUCAGCAAUAUACGCCAACAUCAAAAGAAUGCCACACUCAAGCUUUUGAUUAUACAAACAGCGCACUAAUAGAAGUAAAAGCUGAAAAUUCGGAUGUUUGUAACGAAGAUUUCUUAAUUGCUGGAAAGAGUAAGGAAAAGGAGACAGCAAUCGAUUUGGCCAGCAUUUCUGAUGUAAUUGAUACUGCUAACUGCCAAGAAUUUAAAGUGUUUUUGAAUGAUGCACGUAGCGAAGAUAAAUUAGAUGGCAACAAAAGUAAGAAAAUCGACAAAACUGACGAGAAAGACGAUAAAAACAUACCAAAUUCGAACAACGAUGUCAAGACUAAUCGUAAGAAAAGGAGUUCUUACGCAGAUUCUCCAAAUAGCAUCGCUUGUCCCUACUGUAAAAGAACAUUCCCCUGGAGCAGCUCGCUUCGUAGACAUGUCCUAACUCAUACUGGACAGAAACCAUUCAAGUGCCCGAAAUGUCCUGUCUGGUUCACUACAAAAUCAAAUUGCGAGAGACAUUUAGGACGUAAACAUAGCACGGGUAGUGAUUUUAGCAGCAGAAGUGUACCGGAACGUCCAUUUAAGUGUAAUUUAUGCACAAGUAGCACCUUUUCUACUCAGGGCAAUUUACGUAAGCAUUAUUAUCUUAAACAUCGCACCAAAACUGGCUUCGGAAAAGAUCAUAUACUGGAUCUUUUAUCUCUAUCUAAGUUUCAAAGAGAGAACUCUCAGAAGGACGAAACAAAUUGUGCCAUCAGAAAAGCCAGCCACGUUGGAGACGAUUCGCAGCUAAGCCAAUCAAACACCCAGGAAAAUAAUGCUUUGUUCUGUUGCCACUUGUGCCACAAAACAUUUCAAAUAAAAGAGGACUAUUUUGCACACAUUCAGGAUCAUUACAACAGUGAUUCCUACGACUUCGUUCAGGAAAAGCAAGAAGAAAACGAAUCGAAUAAUAGCAGAUCUGUACAAAUCAGUUGCGCAUUUUGCCCCGAAAUUUUCGAUUCCGUGGAUCACUUUACCCAUCACAUGGUCAUCCAUAUAACAAACAGCAAGUCAUCGUGUUUGGCCCCUCACACUAGCACAGAUCGUGAAGUUUCACAAGCUAUGGCAGGUUCGUCUGUUCGCGACAGGAAUCGAAGCCCAAAUUCUUUAUUAUACUUAAUGCAGUCGAUUAACAACACGAGGCCUGAUACACAAACUGUGACACAAGCUCCUCCAGCGCAAGAGAACGAAGAAGGCACGGAUUUUUUGCAGAGGCUGCUAGGAAUCCACGAUUCGAAGAUGAUAGACGAGAUGUUGGAUUCAGCAGAUUCGGCUGCCAGAUUGUUAGGGGUCCAAAAAGAGUAAGUCGUCAUUUUCUACAUUUUUUGUGUAAGAAAACAACCAGGACUGAACCUUAUCUACACGAAAAGAAUUCUUCUUAAUUGUGUUUGUCACAGCUUUAUAAAUGUUAAUAAUCUCAGGGAUUUAUUCAUAACUCAUAUCAUACAUCCUCCAAGAAUUGUGCAAGGACUUUUUUUAUUUUUCACAAAAUAACCAAUGAUUAAC
This is a messenger RNA of Centruroides sculpturatus (bark scorpion), 5133 nucleotides long. RefSeq names its product ras-responsive element-binding protein 1-like. Gene Ontology annotation, cellular component: nucleus. Gene Ontology annotation, molecular function: DNA-binding transcription activator activity, RNA polymerase II-specific; RNA polymerase II cis-regulatory region sequence-specific DNA binding. The record is from RefSeq and is a predicted model, not a curated record. NCBI's taxonomy places the organism in Eukaryota, Metazoa, Arthropoda, Arachnida, Scorpiones, Buthidae. The transcript is spliced from 4 exons. Bases 886 to 4932 code for a protein of 1348 amino acids. Gene Ontology annotation, biological process: regulation of transcription by RNA polymerase II.